Mercurialis annua (annual mercury) is the source of this 2298-nucleotide messenger RNA. RefSeq lists its product as uncharacterized. The coding region runs from base 1 to 2298 and encodes 765 amino acids. The record is from RefSeq and is a predicted model, not a curated record. The transcript has 6 exons. NCBI's taxonomy places the organism in Eukaryota, Viridiplantae, Streptophyta, Magnoliopsida, Malpighiales, Euphorbiaceae.
AUGGCCUCUAUUCAUCAUAGGCACAACUAUAUCUCGGGGGUCUAUGUUGAGGGCUGUUCUUACAACUCAGUUGAUGAUAUUAGAGAGCAUGUAUAUCUGUUCUACAAGAAGCUUUUCAGUCGUCAAUUUCACUUGCAAUUUAUUUUAUCUGAUCUCCCUUUGCAAGUCCUUGCCAGUGCCCAAUCAGAUAGUCUCAUUAAGGGAUUUACGGAAGAGGAAGUUUUUGAGGGGCUUUGUAGUUGCGGUUUGGUUCCUUUUGGCUUGAAUACGGCUUUCUUAGUUCUUGUGCCUAAAUUUAAAGGUGCGUGUGAUGUUAAAGACUUUCGGCCAAUAAGUUUGAUUCAUGGGCUCUUUAAAUUGGUUUCGAAAGUUCUAGCUGUUAGACUUGCCGCUGUUUUGCCGAACAUCAUUUCGAAAAAUCAAUUUGCUUUCAUGAAGGGUCGUAAUAUUGGUGAUUGUUUUAUGAUUGCAUCUCAAAUUCUUCAUCUAGCUAAGAAGCGAAAGGAAGAGAUCAUUCUACUGAAACUAGACUUUCAAAAGGCGCUUCUUCAAUUCAGCUCAGCUCUCGGUUUUAAUAAACGGCAGCCCUUCAAAGAAUUUUGGAUGGAAAGAGGUGUUAGGCAAGGGGAUCCGUUGUCUCCGAUGUUGUUUGUGAUUGCGGUGGAAGGUUUAAAGGCGCUUUUUGAAUCGGCAAAGUCGAAAGGUCUCCUGGAGGGUGUCAAGUUAGAAGGUUAUAGUGAAUCCAUAUCGCUACUUCAAUUUGCGGAUGAUACGCUAUUAUUCAUUCCAAACAACGAAGUCAUGCUUCGUAAUACUUUACGUAUCCUUCGUUGUUUUGAGUUAAUCUCAGGACUGAAAAUAAACUUCCACAAGAGUUCUAUGGUGGGUGUAAACGUUUCGAACUCUUCCCUUCAGAAUGCUUCUAUGCUAUUUAACUACAAGUUAGAAUCUCUUCCUAUGACUUACUUGGGGUUACCUCUUUCUAUCAAGCCUAUUAAAGCUGCUCACUGGAAUGAGAAUGUUAAUGCUUUUAAAUACAAAUUUUCUCUCUGGAAAGGUCAUCUCUUAUCUCCAGCGGGUCGUUUGGUUUUAGUUAAAUCGGUUCUUUCGAGCUUGCCGGUCUAUUUUUUGAGUUCUUUGGUAAUGCCUGCGGCAAUUGUUGUUCUGUUAGAGGGUUAUAUGCGCAGCUUCUUAUGGCAUGGUUCUUUUCAAAAAACAGGUAUGUGCAAGAUAGCUUGGAGUAAGAUUAUUACGGACAACCCUUCAUCUUUAUGGCGCACGGUCAUUGCGAAUGGUUCAAAUAUUUCAUCUUGGGCUGAUUUGAAUUCAGUAAAUAGGAAUGUAAAUUCUGUUUCGCAUAUUUGGAGGGGAAUCUUAAAGACCUGCAUUCUUGAUUUGAGUAUUUGGGAGUUUUAUAAAUCUCAAACUUCUAUUUCUAUUGGAGAUGGGUUUUCAGUCAGGUUUUGGUAUGAUGCUUGGACUGGUUCUGAGCCUUUCACCACCUCAUUUCCCGAUUUAUUCAGGUUAUCUAUGAAUCAAAAUGAAAAAGUAGGUGAUGUCUUCGAUUUGGAGUUGCUGUCCUGGUCUCGUUUCAACUGGCGAAGACACCUAAGACUUGGGGAACAAGAACAUCUUCUGCAACUGCAGAAUUCUGCUGCUGCUGUAAUUUGUUCAAGACGGCAGGACAGAUUUAUCUGGCAAGGAAAUAAUGCAGGUUACACUCCAAAAACUUUUAUCUCUGCUUAUGUGAGGUUUAAACAGCAUAAUACGUGGAAUUUCUCUUUUAUUCGGAGUGUUUGUGUUCCCCCUCGAGUUAGAUUUUUUGCGUGGUUGUUAAUGCAUAAUAGAGUAUCUUCGACUACUUUUUUAUUUCGGCGUGGCAUUAUUAAUAUCGAGAGUUUGAAUUGUUCGUUUUGUUCGAGAAUAGAGGAUACAAAUCACAUCUUUAUCCAUUGUGAAUUUGCUUGGAAUUAUUGGAAUACCAUUUUUAAUGGUUGUGGUUUGUUAUGGGUGUCUCCGAGUUCGAAGGCUCGAAAUAGAAGAAUUUUUAAGAAGGAGAGUACAGACAUUCCAUGGUUGGUAAAUUCAAGCAUUUCUAAGGCGGUGAAUUUCUACAAGAGUGUUCAUAGACAAUUUCCUUAUUCGUGUCAUGAUCUCCAUAAUCGGGUUUCAACUCUUUUGUUCCUUUCUAAAAGACGAAUUGUUCAUUUGGAUCCAGGAGUGGUAUUUGUGGUAUGGGGGAAACUCAAUUACACCUGUUUUUGCAAUGUGUUUAUUCUAAUUUGGUUUGAAAUUUAG